Molecule: messenger RNA, 3173 nt
Organism: Panonychus citri (citrus red mite)
Lineage: Eukaryota; Metazoa; Arthropoda; Arachnida; Trombidiformes; Tetranychidae
Product: beta-galactosidase-like
Biological process (GO): carbohydrate metabolic process
Cellular component (GO): vacuole
Molecular function (GO): beta-galactosidase activity
Source: RefSeq, a predicted model, not a curated record
CAAUCUUUUUUUUCUUUUAUUAAUUAAUUAUUUCUCCAUCUUUUUUUUUCUUCACCUUUUAAUCAGUGUUAAUCUCUAGAUUGGUGAAAUAUGUUGCAAAGAUUUUAAUCAAUUCUCUCUGGUUAAUUGAUUGUUUUCCAUGUUGUGUUAACCCUUUUGUAUCUACUUUUUUUUGCCUCUUCUAGAAUCUUCAACAUCUAAUGUUGGAUAAUGUUAGUUGAUCCGAAUCAUGAUUAUUUUAAUUUAGUUUUUCGUUUUUAUUUCCAGUUAAAUGUAAAUAGUAAUUGAGUUAUCCCUGUUAAGGAGAAAGACGGAGAUUGACAAGUUUACUUUGGAAUAAACUUACAAGGUUGACAAUUAGACUUGGACACAGAACCUUGAGAUUGGAACCAUUAGAGAGAGAGAGAGAGAGAGAGAAACAAAGACUUUUCCCUGACUCAGCUCAUCUCUUAAUUGCUUGUAAUUGGACACUGGUCAAGUCAUAGAUUCAUAUGUAUACACAUGGGCUAUUCUACUUUUUGGUUUCAUUGUAAUUAUCUUGUGUUGACAGAUUUGGUCAACAUGGUUUUUGGUCACUGAUUAAUUCAACUAAAAGUCCACAAUUACCAUUAUAUCAUCGUUAAUACCUGGAGCUUUUAUUUCCCAAUGAAUAUAAAUCAACAAUAUGAGAGUUUUAUUUUCAUGCUCACCAGUUUGUUGACUUUAAGAUACUCCUAUUAAUUGUUUGAAUGUGUUUCCAUUCAAUGAUCAAAUCUAAAUCUCAGUGUUAAUUUUUUUUGCCUUAUACUCAAUUUUAAUUGGACUGAUUUGUAAUUAGUGAAUUGAAACUAGUUUUUCCUAAACUAAUUAAGUUUCUGUAAAAGCUGAAUCAGUCAACUUUAACCAUCUCAUCAUCAUUAUCAACAUCAUCUUUAGUUUUCAUAUUCAUACCUUGAAAUCAUCAUCAGUGAUACAUCAGAAAAAAAGACAAAAAAAACAUCAAUGAAUUCAAUUCAUAUCAUGAGUUUAUUGACUCUCCUCCUCCUCCUCCUCUUUGUACAGAUUUCAGUUGGUCAGCAGCAACAAAAACGCUCAUUUGACAUUGAUUGGUCAAACAAUACCUUCCUUAAAGAUGGACAACCCUUUACCUACAUUUCCGGGUCACUUCAUUAUUUCCGGGUUCCAGUUGAAUAUUGGUCAGAUAGGAUGAUGAAGAUGAAAAAAGCAGGACUCAAUGCUGUCCAAACAUACAUUGAAUGGCGAUCCCAUGAACCAAUCAAUGGAGGACCAUAUGAUUUCAGUGGUAAUCUUGAUAUAUUUAAAUUCAUUGAAAUUGCCAAGGAAAAUAAUCUACUGGUCAUCUUACGGCCUGGACCUUAUAUCUGUGCUGAACGUGACAUGGGUGGUUUACCUUCAUGGCUAUUAAAGGUUGAUCCAUUGAUGAAAAUACGAACCAGUGAUCCUGUUUAUCUGUCCUAUGUUAGCCGGUGGUUUAAUUAUCUUCUACCUCGACUUGAACCUUACCUUUACAACAAUGGUGGACCGGUGAUAAUGAUGCAGGUUGAAAAUGAAUAUGGAAGUUACUUUGCCUGUGAUUACAAUUAUACUUAUUAUCUUCGAGAUUUGAUGGUCAACUUGACCAAUAACAAUGUCGUUCUAUUCACUACCGAUGGUAAUGGUUUAAACUACCUUAAAUGUGGACAAAUCAAUGGUACAUUGGCGACAAUUGAUUUUGGACCAGGGGCUGAUGUAAAUCUUUCCUAUUCGUAUUUAAGAUCGGUACAACCUAAUGGACCAUUGGUUAACUCUGAAUAUUAUACAGGAUGGCUUGACCAUUGGGCAGAGCCUCAUUCAGUUACCUCUGAUAGUUUAGUUGCCCUUACAUUAGACACUUUACUAUCAAAAAAUGUCUCUGUCAAUAUGUAUAUGUUUCAUGGUGGAACCAAUUUUGACCUUGGUGCUGGUGCUAAUUAUGGUGCUAAUUAUCAACCACAACCAACCAGUUAUGAUUAUGAUUCACCAAUAACUGAAUCUGGUGAUUUAACAAGUAAAUAUUUUGCAAUUAGAUCAACAAUUUCAAAGUAUUUUCCUGUUGAUCAUUUAAGACCUGAAGUGAGUCCUAAAAUGUCAUUGACCAUUACCGCUGACCUAGUGUGGGAUUGGAAUACAAUAAUUAAAGGUGGACAAAUUAAAAUUAACAAUUUACCAAUGUCCUUUGAAGCUCUUGGUGUAUCAACUGGUUUUGUGGUUUAUUCAAGUUUAAUUAAUUGUACUCCAAGUGAUCCUAGUCUAUUGACAAUUAAGACUCUUAGAGAUCGUGCAAUUGUCCUUGUUGAUGGGAAACUUCAAGGAGUAUUAUCAAGAGCUGUUUCGAUUAACUCAUUACCAAUCGAGGCUCGAUUAGGUUCACGAUUAGAUUUAAUUGUUGAGAAUGAAGGUCGAAUCUCAUAUGGAAGUUAUAUUAGUGAGGAAAAGGGUAUCAUUGGAGAUGUUAAAUUGGGAGCAAUUACAAUUACCAAUUGGACUCAUAUUUAUUAUCAAAAAUUGGGAAACUUAAUGGAUUCAGUUACUAAUCAUUUGGUGAAAAAUAAAUACACUGAUGAACAUAAUAAUCAUCAUGAUAAUGGAAGUAUUGAAAUUAACAAGACACAAUUAGUGACCAAUGAAUCUCCACCCCCACAAUCUAUUUCUCCCUCACCGGAAGUAGUUAAAUAUCCAGCAAUUUUCGGUAGUAGUUUUCAACUUCCUGUUGGUGUCAAACCAAGUGACACUUUUUUAAAUUUAAGUAACUUUACCAAAGGAAUUGUUGGAUUUAAUGGUCAUCUUUUGGGAAAAUAUUGGCCUCACACUGGACCUCAAGUGACACUUUAUGUUCCAGGAGUUUGGUUUAAAUCUUAUCCAGAUUAUAAUCUACUUACCAUAUUGGAGACUCUCCAAAUUAACUCAUCAUCAUCAUCAGCUGAUAAACCGAUUACAAUUCAAUUCCAGUCACAACCAAUUCUCAAUGGAUCAAUACCUUUUUCAAAUGUUAAAACUUACGAUUAUUGGUUAUCCAAAUUACAGGUCAACAAUCAACUUUAAUCUAGCUGAUUAUUGAUUGUUUUUAAUUUUAUUUUUAUCAACACAAUUGAUAAUAUAACUUUUUUUUUGUUCAUUUUGGUAUAUAAACAAAACUAUUAUACAUUCAAAUCACA